AACGAGAAACACAAGACAAGAGGCUUAUUAAUAUCCUAGUUGAUACAAUAAAUAGAUUUAUAAAUAAUAAUUCACUCUAUCAGGAACCAGCUCCGGCCACCGGGUAUAAAUUAAACCACGGUUGUCUCGAUAGCUCGGUACCUUUCAGUGAUAUCUCAUCCCUCUGUAAGAUAGACUCACUUUCUCACUUAGUUUCGUACUCGAGCGACGAUUGUGCGUUGGUGUUUUUAAAAUAUAACUCUUUUAUCAUAUCCCGUCACCGCGUACUCUGGUGCAUCUGUAGUAUCUGUAUACCUAACCGGAGUACCGGUAGCAGAGACGGUCUACACGUAUGCGGCCAGUACCAGCACAUACAUACAACCCCAAACAUGAAAAACAAAUCCACACUAUCGACGUCAAGAUUCUCGAGGAGAAGAAAAAAACGAGCUGUAAAAAAAAAUUUAACAUCUGUCGUAGCUAAGCAUUAUAAUGAAAAGUGUGCGAGUUACAUUGACAGAAAUAAGAGUCACAUUCUCAACUUGAGGAAUUUCAACAACUGGGUGAAAAGUACAUUGAUCAGUAAGUUCCCCAAUGAUGGGCAUAGUCAGCACAAAAUCAAAGUAUUGGACUUGUGUUGUGGAAAAGGAGGAGAUUUGCUCAAGUGGGAAAAGUCGAAUGUCACGCAUUUGACGUGUGUUGAUAUUGCCGAAGAGUCAGUGAAGGAGUGCAGUGAUCGCUGUGUGCAAAUGUCCGAAAAACGAGAGCUACCUUUUAGAGCUGAGUUUAUAGUGCAUGACUGUACAAAGGCUGGUCUUGCAAAAAAAUUUGUACACAAAAAACAGGUAUUUGACCUAGUUAGUUGUCAGUUUGCUCUGCAUUAUGGCUUUGAAUCUCGGAGGCAAGCCAAGAACUUGCUCAAAAAUGCUAGCAGGAACUUGAGGUCUGGUGGCUAUUUCAUUGGUACAAUGCCCAAUGAAAGUGAACUACUGUCUAGAUGGUAUGCUACAAAGGAAAACAAAUAUGGCAAUAAUAUUUACGAUGUUGAAUUUUACUGCGACAAAUUGAAUCCACCUUUUUAUGGUGCCAAAUAUCAUUUCUAUUUGAAAGACGCAGUUAAUUGUCCUGAAUUUCUUGUUAAUUCUGCUGUCUUACAGCAAUUAGCUUUGAAGUAUGGCCUUAAAUUCAUAGUGUUCAAGAGUUUUAGUGACUAUUUUGAUAAAAUGAAGGAAGUAGGCAAACAGCUUAUGCAUAGAAUGCAAGUAUCAUAUCCCCCGAAUUACAAAAAUCACAAUUUAAGGAACUCUCGCAAUAGUUGCAGGACUCUUUCGCAAUCCGAAUGGGAAGUUAUAACGCUUUACUCGGUUUUUGUUUUUCAAAAAAAGUAAAGUUAGAUAUUGGAAUGGUUUUUAAGUUGCGUAAAUCAAAU
Messenger RNA from Copidosoma floridanum, 1405 nucleotides. RefSeq names its product mRNA cap guanine-N(7) methyltransferase-like. Gene Ontology annotation, cellular component: nucleus. The record is from RefSeq and is a predicted model, not a curated record. NCBI's taxonomy places the organism in Eukaryota, Metazoa, Arthropoda, Insecta, Hymenoptera, Encyrtidae. Gene Ontology annotation, biological process: 7-methylguanosine mRNA capping. Gene Ontology annotation, molecular function: mRNA 5'-cap (guanine-N7-)-methyltransferase activity.